AUGGCACCUCCCUCUGCAAUCCAGCCGUCCGAAGUCGUUGACGCUGCGUCGGUGCCGACCAACGGGCAUGAUAAAGCCGGAAAAGCAACACAUGAGUCUGGCCAUACAGAACACCAAGCCAAACCCUCAAGUAUGACGUUUCCUUCCGCGCCGAAAUUCGAGGAUAAGUAUCAGGAGAGACAGUAUCAGAAGGAGCGUUUGGCCCUGGCGUUUAGGAUCUUUGCGAAGUUGGGGUUCGAUGAGGGUGUUGCCGGACAUAUUACUUUGAGAGAUCCCGUUGAGCCCACAAGCUUCUGGGUUAAUCCUUUUGGGGUCCCUUGGCCUCUUCUAAAGGCGUCGGAUUUAAUUCUCGUCAACAAAGACGGAAAAGUUGUUGAUGGCGGCCCAUGUCGGCUUCUGAACACUGCUGCAUACAUGAUCCACCACGCCGUGCACACCGCUCGCCCCGAAAUCAACUGCGUCGCACACUCGCAUUCCAUCUAUGGGCGCGCAUUCUGCUCCCUCGGCCGAAACAUUGACAUUAUAUCACAAGACUCAUGUGCCUUUUACAACGACAUCGCCGUUUACAACUCCUUCCGAGGAAUCGUAUUGGCUGCAGACGAAGGUGUUGCUAUCGCCAAGGCUCUCGGUCAAAAGAAAGCCGCUUUGCUGCAAAACCACGGUCUGUUGACUUGUGGAAAGACUAUCGAGUCUACGGUAUUCUGGUUUAUGAGUUUGGAGAAAUGUUGCCGUGUCCAGCUGCUUGCGGAUGCAGCUGCGGGAGGGAGGGGGCAUGAGACGGUGAAGAUUGCGGAUGAGGAUGCAGCUUUUACAUACCAGUCAGUGGGUACGGAAAGGGCUGGCUGGUUCAGCGCCAAGCCGACAUUCGAUAUGAUGGAGCACGAGAGUGGGUAUGCCUAUAAGAUGUAAGCUUGCUGUGUUAUCUUUCAUUAGAGUCAAAUAGCC
Molecule: messenger RNA, 945 nt
Organism: Amorphotheca resinae ATCC 22711
Lineage: Eukaryota; Fungi; Ascomycota; Leotiomycetes; Helotiales; Amorphothecaceae
Exons: 3
Coding region: 1-909 (302 amino acids)
Cellular component (GO): cytoskeleton
Molecular function (GO): actin filament binding
Source: RefSeq, a predicted model, not a curated record